AUGCGUCCUCUUGGUCUAUUAUUAUUAUUAUGGCUAGCAUGGCUUGCUGGCGUUGCUAUCGCCCCUGCAAUUGCCCAAGAGUGCAGCAACUCUGGCCCGGUGGCGAACGUUGGCGCAAUUCAGGCGUUGCUCAACAAUGCAUCCAUGACCACCAUCUGUCUUCCUGCACAAACCUAUUCCAUCACCACAGUCUUGACUGUCUCGCGAAGCGUGAAUAUUGUCGGCACAAACACAGUAUUCAACCUUGGCGGAAGCACAGCUCGGUUCAUCACCAUCUCAGCCAACCUGCCGCUCGUCAGCAUUUCCGGCAUCAGGUUUAACGCUCAAAGCAGCACUUAUUUGUUAGAAAGCAAAGGGCGCGUCAUGUACGUCGACAGCGGCACCCGCUUAGUGUGGAGGAACUCUGUCGUGCUCGACGCGCUCAUGUAUUAUGGUGGCGCACUCUACCUUAACACGGGAGCAAGCGUCGAGGGUACUGGCCUCUCCUUCACUGGGUGCGGAGGCGUGUCAGGAUAUGCUGGGUAUUGGUAUGGUGGCGUCGUUUAUCUGAUGACAACGGCAUCGUUCAGCUGCACCGGUUGCAACUUCCAAGAUGGCUAUCUGGCGGGAGCAAGCAGCUUAGGAGCCGUCUUUUAUUUAGCGUCGCCGUCUUACGUUCGCCUCUACAACUCGACCAUCACCGGCAACCAAGGCUCGAAUAACGCUGGAGUCGCAUACUUGGACGAUGAUUCCGUGUUUGAAGCUUUCAACUCGACCAUCACUAGAAAUCGGGCUGAUCCAACAGGAGGCGGCGCGGGCUAUGGCGGUGUGCUGUACGCGGUCGAUCGCGCCGAUAUUUGGUUUCAGGACUGCACAGUCACCAGCAACCUGGCCGCCGCUACUGGCGGUGUCAUUUAUGCUGGCGUUUCGGCAAACAUUACAAUCCUCCGGUCGAACUUUAGCUCCAACUCGGCGUCUUCGGAUUCUGGUGUCAUGUACGUUGGAAACGGCGCCGGCAUCGUCAUCGACAGUUCAACGUUUCUCUCGAAUUCGGCAAGCACCGACGCUGGCGUCAUUCGCACCGGAACAACGGCUCAAAUCACCAUCACAUCCAGCACCUUUUCCCAAAACUCGGCUUCGGGCGCUGGUGGCGUGUUCUUGCUGGAAGGCGCAAAUUCUGCAGUUACUGCGUCCGACACCGUGUUUUCCAGCAACCAAGCUACCAGCGGUGGUGUUUUGGACAUGAUUUCAAGCAACACUCUGCGCGCAUCCUUCUUCCGCUGCAACUUUACGGCAAACAUGCUUUCUGCGUCCGGUACGGGCGGCACAGUGUUCCGCGUUCGCAACAACCAGAUUGUUGUCGUGGAUUCAAUCUUGACCGGCAACGUUCGCGCAUCGACCAGCUCUAACACGGGCAUGAUUCAAGUGGAUUCAAGUGGAAGAGUCGGUGUCGUCAACUCGCAGCUGUCCGGCAACAGUGGCACCCGGCAAUUUGAUGCUCUUUUGGCGUCAGCUACCCUGCUGACCUUGGGCGCGAGCAUUACUCCCUCCGGCUCGACAAUGAUUAACGAGCCAAAUCUUGCCGCGUACUGCAUUGAUUGCAAAGCGAUUGCUCCUUUCCUCUGCACUGCUGUUCCAGCGUGCGCCUUUGUGUCAUCGUCACAAGUGGUCACACCGGCAUCCUUGUUGUCUUCCGCAACACCAUCAUCUGCCACGCCAUCUGUGACACCAUCGUCUGCCACGCCAUCUGUGACACCAUCGUCCGCUACUCCAUCAGUGACACCAGCUUCUGUCGCCACACCACUGACAUUUGUCGAGUCGUCGGCAACGCCCGUUGCAUCAUCCGCAACGCCAUCUGUUCCUGCAUCCUCCUCUGUCGUCACCACACCGCCGCUCAGUUCGCAUUCCAGCACGGUGGUGUCCAUCCUCCCAGCCACCACGACUCCGUUGCUCCAUUCUUCGGCCACACCACCACUCGCACCAUCCUCGAGCGUUUCAUCUUCUGGCACGCCAGCUUCGCCCAAUUCGCAAACAUCGUCGUCGGACAACAUAUCCAUCAUUGCAGCCGUCUCCGGAGCUGCUGGUGGCUUGCUGUUUGUUUGCCUGCUUGUUUUUGUGAUGCGGCGGCGACGUACCGCUGCCAAGCGCCGUGCAUCCCAAGAGCCAAACAGCAUGCCAAUUCAAGCCAAUCCCCUGGCAGCGCCUGUCCCGGACUAUGAGAGAAAGCCGUCGUACAUUCAUGCUGUCCACCAGAGCACAUUGGCCAAUCCGAUUUACGACGCUGUUGGGCAGUCCAGUCCACGCCAACCCCCGCGACCACCAAAAAGCGGCAAGCACGAGGAAGCCUUGUACACUGAUGCGUCGAGCCGCUCCCCGAACACCCAGGGUACGCAGUAUGCCUCUCUGGUGCAAGGCUGGCACAGCAAUUCGAAUAGCUCGAGCGAGUAUCAAGUGCCACGCGAAACCUUUGCCGAGUAUCAAGUGCCAGGUGGAACCGGCUCCCAAUAUCAAGUGCCGCACGAAGCCUCGUCCGAGUAUCAAGUGCCGCAUGCUUCCUCUCCAACCUAUGCUACGUUGGAUUUGUAG
Molecule: messenger RNA, 2565 nt
Organism: Capsaspora owczarzaki ATCC 30864
Lineage: Eukaryota; Filasterea; Ministeriida; Capsasporidae
Exons: 1
Coding region: 1-2565 (854 amino acids)
Source: RefSeq, a predicted model, not a curated record